AGUUGGAAAGCUCUAAGGGGGAGAGAGAAGUGGGUGAUGGGAGGGCUUCUGCUACUAGGAAAGGCAGAAGCAAGGAGCGAAAGAGAAAGGGAGAGGGCUCAAGAUUUACUUCUAGGAGAGUCCCCCAGGCUUAGGGAGAUCUUAGGUGCAAACACAGAAACCAGAGGAUCAGCAGGGGAGGAAUCCUUCCCCAAAGGUGACUCCCAGCCAAGCCUCAAAGCCUGGAAAGGCCAGGGGGAGCUAAGAGCCAAAGGAGAGAGACUCAGGGGGCCUGGACUGAGGGGUUGGAGCACGGACUGGGACUAGGGUGGGCAGCCUUAGGAGGGAAGGGCUCCGAAUCUUCCUGGCGACUUUGUCUAUUCUGGCUGCCUGCCAAGCCCUUAUCCUGUUCCCCAGUGGUGAAAGGAUGGGUGACUCAUGGGGAAGAAAGGGGGCAACCACACCCUGACUGGCACUGGUCAGCAAGUUGUCAUCUUGCAGCCCUUCCCAUGGGGUGGAGAGUGUGUGAAUGAGUGUGUGCAGACUCAGCACCGCGCAGAGUGGCCAGGAGGGGAGCAGCCAGUCACUCUAGACUUCCAAGGGCUUGGGGGACCAUUCCACGCGCCUGAAAGGGGGUUCCCUUGGGUGCUGUGCACAUGACUGAAAUGGAGAAUACCUCAAUAACCUAUGACUAUGAGGAUUACAGCCUGGGUCCUCACGUGCCUGUAGACUGUGAUCCAGGUGGUUCUUGUGCCUCUCUGAAUCCGCUCUGGCUCUCUCCUUUGUUUCUCUAUGCUGUAGUUUUUCUAGUGGGUGUGCCAGGAAAUGUGAUUGUGGCCUGGGUGACGGGGGCCACAGCACGGCGGUCGGCCCCCUCCAUCUGGUUCUUGCACUUGGCCAUAGCCGACCUGGUCUGCUGCCUGUCCCUGCCACUGCUGGCCGUACCCAUCAUCCGUCAAGGAGAAUGGCCCUUCGGCUCAGCUGCCUGCCGCCUUCUGCCCUCAGCCAUUCUAUUCAACAUGUAUGCCAGCGUCUUGCUCUUGGCCGGGGCCAGCAUUGGCCGAUGUCUGGCUGUGCUUCGGCCCGGCAGGACCCAGGACCGCCUGUGGCCAGCGUGGGCAGGCAGCGGGGUUGCCUGGGCGCUGGCGCUACUGCUCACUUUCCCCUCGGUGUUGAUCCGACGACUUCACCAGGAAUACUUCCCAGAACGGUUGGAGUGCGUGGUGGAUUAUGGUGGGUCCCGUGGGGUUGAGGGAGCUAUAGCUGGCGUCCGUUUCAUUGGUGGUUUUCUUGGGCCGUUGGCAGUUGUGGCCGGCUGCCACGGAGUCCUGCUGAUUCACCUGCGAGGGCAGCCCAAGCCCCAGACCUUGCGUCUGUUGACCUUGGUUGUGAUUGGCUUCUUCCUCUGUUGGGCACCUUACCACGUGGUAGGGCUGGUGAUAGCAGCUGCAGCUCCUCACUCAGAGCUCCUGGCCAGUGUUCUCCAGGUUGAGCCCCUGGUUAUAGGUUUAGCGUUGGCCAACAGCUGUCUCAAUCCCACCAUAUUCCUGAUCUUAGGCCGGGCUCGGCUCCAGAAGUCCCUGUGGGCUGCCUGCCACCUGGCUCUGGGCGAGGACACGCAGGAGGAUGGUACAAACGGGCCCAGAAGUAGCAAGUCUUCUAGCGAAGCAUUCGUCUCAGAGAUGGUUUAGGUGGAAGACGUUUGAAUCUUAGCUUGACUGCUUGCUAAGUGAGUGACCUUGGCCAAAUUCCCAACACCUCCCAGUUUUCCACCUACAAAAUGAAGAGUCUGUGAAAAAGUUACCAAAUUGCACAUGGCGGCCAGGUCGGGGACAGAGGGCGAGGAGCCACGUGUACAACAAUAUAAAUAUUCCCCUACGUUAGUCAUUUCUGUCAUGGCCAAGAACUGGUGACAAACUAGGCAUAUUUCAGUGGGGGAACAACGGACCUGUCCUGCUGUAGAACCAUGAGAGGACUUUACUGUUUCAUAAGAAAUGAGGAAUAUGACAGAGAAAUAUGGAGUCAUAUAUGAACACGGUGAAGUGAGCAAUCAGGAGAACUAAUUCCUUAAUGGCCAGAAUGGUUGUUUGAGGGGAGAUAACUCUAAAGGAUUUCAGAAUUCUGGGGGACCAUGAAAUGAACCUUCUGGGAGGGUUUGGGGAGAAGGCAGAUAGUAUCAGAAAUGGGGAAAAAAGAAUCCAAAAUGCAGCCGAUGCUAUGUAUAGCUGCGGGCUCACUCUUGUAACUGCAACUGGACUAGCAGGGCAGGUCCCCAGAGAGAGGCUACUGCUUAUCCUUUCCUGAUUCCUUGGUAGUCUCAAAGAACUGGAACUUCUAAUAAAGGCUGCUCAUGAGCCCCCAUCGGGUGUUCCCCUGAAUAUCAUAUAAUCCGUUGUUAUCUCCUAACAUCAAUUAGCUUUUAGGAAGGGAUAUUUACCAAGAAGCAAGGACCAAAGUACAACCAUCCUUUUCCCUUCCCUCAAUCUCAAAAGUCUUGUUUGCAGCUACAUGGAGUAAGGAAUAGAGUGCUGGAAGUCUUGAGUUCAAAUUCCGCCUCAGAUAUUUACUAGCUGAAUGAUCCUGGGCAAGUUGCUUAACUUUUGUUUACCUCAGUUUUCUCAAGUGUAAAAUGAGGAUAACAAAAGUACUUACCUCCAGGGUUGUAGUGAGAAUAAAAUGAAGUGAUAUUUAUAAAACCAAAGUCUCUAGCAUAUAGUGGGUGUUGUAUAUAUAUAUAUAUAUAU
Molecule: messenger RNA, 2723 nt
Organism: Sarcophilus harrisii (Tasmanian devil)
Lineage: Eukaryota; Metazoa; Chordata; Mammalia; Dasyuromorphia; Dasyuridae
Gene: C5AR2
Product: complement component 5a receptor 2
Exons: 2
Coding region: 636-1670 (344 amino acids)
Biological process (GO): inflammatory response; chemotaxis; positive regulation of cytosolic calcium ion concentration
Cellular component (GO): plasma membrane
Molecular function (GO): G protein-coupled receptor activity; complement component C5a receptor activity
Source: RefSeq, a predicted model, not a curated record